AUGGGGAAUUUCCUCAUUGGAUUCGUCUUGCCCUUAUUGCUUCUAACAGCUGCUUUGCUAAACCAGAGUUUGAUUUCUCUGGUUAAUGUAAUAGCAUUCCUUGUUAUCCCAUACACAGUGCCAAGUAUUGGAUUUCGUUUCGGCAGGCGCCUUCUGUUAUUGUGGCCAGUUCUUGGAUUUUCGGUGAUUGUUAUUUGUGCUCAAGUAGUAUAUCUGGUUAUUUGGGCAAUCGAAGGAGAUGGGUGGGAUGAAGCAAAUUCUUGGUGGUCACGUUUGGUGGGGUUUAUGAUAGUUAAGUCUUGGAAAUCACCCUCAGUGGUCUAUUUCUUGGCGCUACAGCUAUUGGCAGUGUUUGCUGUUUUGAUUGAUGUAUACGGGAAUCGAUUUGGUCUAGUUCCAUGGCAAGGUUCUGCAUGGGGCCGAUUGUUAGCUGCUCUCGAGCAUUUAGGUUCUCAUUUCAAGGUUGCCUCCUGUUUGCUGUUGCCUGCUGUCCAGCUGGCUGUGGGAAUUAGUCAACCAUCGUGGCUGUCUCUGCCAUUUUUUGUUGGCAGUUGUGUGGGUCUUGUGGAUUGGUCUCUCACAAGCAACUUUCUAGGACUCUUCAGGUGGUGGAGGACUCUUCAGCUAUAUGCCAGCUUCAACAUUAUUUUACUUUAUGUCUAUCAGCUCCCAUUUGAGUUGCCAACUAUUUUUCCCUGGGUAGCUGACAUUAUUGGUCUGUUCAAGAUAUCUGGAAGUUUGGAGGGGCCCAAAGUUUGUUCUGGUCUUUCACUUGUGCUAUAUUACAUCAUGCUAUCUUUUGUUAAGUGUGAUUUAGAGGAAAUGGAUAUCAUUCUGUCUGUGAGUGAAGGUAAUUUGAGAGAGCGACUUCUCCCCUUAAGGCACUCCUUUUUCAUUCGUGAAUCAAGAUCUGGUGUCAGGCAUACCAAUGUCUUACUCAGGGGAGCAGUUUUCCGGACUUUUAGCAUCAACUUUUUUACAUAUGGGUUUCCGGUCUCCUUGUUUGCUCUGUCUUACUGGAGUUUCCAUUUCGCAAGUCUAUGCGCAUUCGGUUUGCUCGCAUAUGUUGGGUACAUCAUUUAUGGCUUCCCUUCAGUGUUCCGUUUACACCGGUUAAAUGGUCUACUUCUUGUCUUCAUUCUCCUUUGGGCUGUGAGCACAUAUGUCUUUAAUGUUGCUUUUCCUCUCUUGACUGGAAAACUUGGAAAGGAUAUGGAGAUAUGGGAGAUGGUUGGUCUGUGGCAUUACUCCAUCCCAGGUCUAUUUUUGUUUGCACAAUUUUGUCUCGGGAUGUUGGUUGCUUUGGGUAAUUUGGUCAACAAUUCUGUCUUCCUCUACUUGUCUGAUGAGGUUUAUCAGUCUUCACUUCACAAUUCAAGUAUUGAAGAGGAAGAGGGUACCAAGGUGAUAAUUGUGGCUACUAUUGCAUGGGGACUGCGGAAAUGUUCUCGGGCUAUUAUGUUGGUUCUAAUAUUCCUGAUUGCUAUGAAACCUGGUUUCAUUCAUGCAGUAUAUGUGAUCUUUUUCUUGAUGUAUCUUUUGGCCCACGACAUCAGCAGAAAGAUGCGACAGUCCCUGAUUCUUCUCUGCGAAGUUCAUUUUGGUCUAUUGUACAUUCUCCAGAUCAAGUUAAUAAGUGAUGCUUUAGAGCAGAAAAGUAUGGAAGUUCUGAUGCAGUUAGGUCUUCUCAAACGUGAUAGUUCAUGGGAGUUGUUGGAAAUUGCUGUGCUUGCUUGUUUCUGUGCCAUCCAUAACCAUGGCUUUGAUAUGCUAUUUUCAUUCUCAGCAAUUGUGCAGCACACUCCCAGCCCUCCAGUUGGAUUUAGUAUCUUGAAAGCUGGUCUCAGUAAAUCAGUCCUCUUGACAGUGUAUGCUCCACCCAGGAACAAGUAUGGCCAGGAAAAUAGUUAUGAGACUAGGAUAGCAGCUUUCCUUGGUGCAAUUGGGCAGAAGUUCCUUACCAUGUAUCGAUCGUGCGGAACAUACAUAGCAUUUCUCACUAUUCUUGUCACUGUAUACCUGGUAAUACCCAAUUACAUAUCUUUUGGUUAUAUCUUCCUCCUCCUCGUCUGGAUGAUUGGAAGACAGCUUGUUGAGAGGACCAAAAGGCGUCUGUGGUUUCCACUAAAGGUCUAUGCAAUUAUGGUGUUUGUCUUCCUGUAUAGCUUGAGCAACUUCCCAGCUUUUGAGACUUGGCUUUCUGGGUUUAUCGAUCUUUACUUUUACUUGGGAUACAACUCAAAAGCUUCACUUCUGCAAAAUGUUUGGGAAUCACUUGCAGUGUUGACAGUAAUGCAACUUUAUAGCUACGAAAGGAGGCAAAGUAAGUAUGUUAGAUCAAGAGAUCCUGAGCCAUUGAAGUCUGGGGUACUUGGGUUCAUCAAACGAUUCCUCAUCUUGCAUGGCCAAAAGAUCUUGUUCCUCGCAUUGUUUUAUGCAUCUUUAUCACCGAUUAGCGCGUUUGGGCUUAUAUAUUUACUUGGCCUUGUCAUCUGUUCAACAUUGCCCAAAGCUUCUCGGAUUCCAUCAAAGUCGGCUCUGUUGUACACUGGAUGUCUGGUUACUACCGAGUAUCUCUAUCAGAUGUGGGGAAAACAGGCUGAGAUGUUCCCUGGGCAAAAGCAUUCUGAAAUUUCCCUUCUCUUAGGUUUCCGUGCAUAUGAGCAUGGUUUUUGGGGGCUUGAAACAGGAUUGAGAGGGAAGGUGCUCGUGAUUGCAGCUUGUACACUUCAAUACAACAUCUUCCGUUGGUUAGAGAAGAUGCCAACUACAAUUCUCAAUAGUGGAAAGUGGGAAGAGCCUAUUCCACUGUUUCUCUCAGAUGAUGAUGAUUAUAUUGAUGGCUGGCGUGCCAAUGCAAAUAAACCACAAUCAGCUCAUGGUUCACCUUCUGCUGCGAGAAGAGAGAGCAUAACUACAAGCAACUCUUGGUCAUCUUUUACCUCUGGUCUUCCACAUGCACCUAAUGCUACUUCCAGCAAAACAGUGGGUUCUGAAGGUGGUGAUACUAAAAAGUUUUCAUUUGGAUACAUUUGGGGAAGUACCAAAGAGAGCCAUAGGUGGAAUAAAAGAAGGAUACUCUCAUUGAAAAAUGAGAGGUUUGAGAUGCAGAAGACUAUCUUGAAAAUAUACUUGAAGUUCUGGCUUGAGAACCUGUGUAAUCUUUUUGGCCUAGAGAUUAACAUGAUUGCUCUGCUUGUUGCCAGUUUUGCCUUGUUGAAUGCCAUCUCUUUGCUGUACAUCGCACUGCUUGCUGCUUGUAUUAUAUUGAAUAGGCAGAUCAUAAGGAAGCUAUGGCCCGUACUGGUUUCCUUGUUUGCUUCCAUACUAAUCCUUGAGUAUAUUGCUAUAUGGAAGAGUAUGCUUCCCCUGAAUCAACAAAAUCCGAGUGAGACUGAUGAUAUACAUUGCCAUGACUGUUGGAAUAUCUCAGCUCAACAUUUCCAGUAUUGCAAAAACUGUUGGCUAGGCUUCGUGGUCGAUGAUCCAAGAAUGCUCCUGAGCUAUUUUGCAGUGUUCACAUUGGCCUGUUUCAAACUUAGGGCUGAUCGCUUGUCCAGUUUCUCUGGCUCAUCAACAUAUCGCCAAAUGUUGUCCCAGCGAAGGAACACGUUUGUUUGGAAGGAUCUAUCUUUUGAAACCAAAAGCAUGUGGACUGUUCUUGAUUACUUGAGGCUUUACUGCUAUUGUCAUCUGCUGGAUCUUGUGCUUUGUUUGAUUCUGAUAACUGGGACUCUUGAGUACGACAUACUGCAUCUUGGUUAUCUUGCAUUUGCUCUGGUUUUCUUCAGGAUGAGGCUUGUGAUGCUCAAGAAGAAGAACAAACUGUUCAAGUACCUGCGCAUAUACAACUUUGCCCUUAUUGUACUUUCUCUUGCUUAUCAGUCUCCUUUCUUGGGUGUGUUCAGCUCUAAGAAAUGUGAGACGAUAGAUUACAUAUUUGAGAUCAUUGGGUUUUACAAAUAUGAUUAUGGGUUUCGGAUUACUGCAAGAUCUGCACUUGUUGAGAUCGUCAUCUUUAUGCUGGUGUCUCUUCAAUCCUAUAUGUUCUCCUCUCUUGAGUUUGAUCAUGUUGCUCGGUAUCUUGAAGCAGAGCAAAUUGGUGCAAUUGUGCAUGAAGAAGAGAAGAAAGCUGCUUGGAAAACUGCACAGUUGAAAUAUAUCCGUGAAUCUGAGGAAAAGAAGCACCAACGCCAUUUGCAAGUGGAGAAGAUGAAAGCUGAGAUGCUCAACCUACAAACUCAGCUGCAUAGUAUGAACUCCAUUGGUAAUUGUAGUGCCACAUCCUCUGAUAAGGAAGGCUUAAGGAAGAGGAGGAAUGCACAUCUAUCUUCGUUGGAUAGGGAUUCUGGGAGCCCUGGACAAAGUGAAACAACAGUUCUCGCGAAGCAAGAGGAGGUCACUAGAGAGAUCACAUCAUCAUUUUUGUCUGAAGCAAACGAGUAUUCUUUGGCGGGCUUAAACACAGAAAACCCAGCAACAUCAGCAGUGUCUCCUAAGCAUACAAUGUUAGAAACUCCUUUUUGUGAGAUUACUGAGGUCGGACAGGAAUCAUUUGAUAGCAUCCCACCUUUUGAUUCCAGUAAAAAGGAGAAACUAUCAACCAAGGAAAAUCCUUUAAUUUCUGCUGUACAGUUAAUAGGUGACGGGGUUUCUCAGGUUCAGUCCAUAGGAAACCAAGCAGUGAAUAACCUUGUGACUUUCUUGAACAUAUCACAUGAAGAUCUGGAUAGCAACGAGAACUCUGGGGAGGAAGAAGAAGGACGUAAUAAUAAGGAUACAAGAAAGGUGAAGUAUGUGAGUUUGGACCGUACAUCAUCUUUGCAGUCUGACACUAGUACCGAUGCUACUAGUUUGCAGAUAGGGCGCAUCCUAUGUCAUAUAUGGUCCCAGAUGCGAUCCAAUAAUGAUUUUGUCUGCUAUUGCUGCUUUGUUCUUGUGUUCUUAUGGAACUUCAGUUUGCUCUCAAUGGGGUAUCUUGCAGCGCUCUUCCUGUAUGCACUCUGUGUGAAUACUGGGCCAAGUUACAUCUUUUGGGUUAUUAUGCUUAUCUACACUGAAGUCUACAUAUUACUCGAGUAUCUGUACCAAAUUAUAAUCCAGCACUGUGGCUUAGGCAUUAAUUUAGUCCUGCUUCGUGAGUUAGGGUUUCCUGCUAAUAAAAUUGAGUCAUCUUUUGUCAUAAGUUCCUUGCCACUGUUUCUUGUAUAUUUGUUUACUCUCCUUCAGAGCUCUAUAACCGCAAGAGAUGGGGAGUGGAUGAUGCCAUCGGGGUAUUAUUUCAAAUCUCGAAGAACUGCUUUAAAUAGGACAGAGGUUACCACAGUGAACUAUAACUGGAGGGAGAGAGCUGUGGGGGUUUUGCAUGUAAUGGAAGAGACGGUUAAGCUGAUAGCUAGAAGCAUCUUUAGGUAUUGGGGAUCACUCACACAGGGAGCAGAAUCUCCUCCUUAUUUUGUUCAGGUGUCCAUGGAUGUCCACUCAUGGCCUGAGGAUGGAAUUCAGCCUGAGAGAAUCGAAUCUGGGAUAAAUCAACUACUUAAAAUCAGUCAUGACAAGAGAUGCAAGGCAAAUAGUGCUUGUCCAUUCACUAGUAGUGUUCAUGUUCAGAGCAUUGAAAGAAGUCAAGAAGAUCCAAACAUGGCCUUGGUUGUUCUUGAAGUGGUGUAUGCCUCUCCUUUGACAGGUUCCUGUGCUUCAGCUGAGUGGUAUAAGUCACUAACUCCAGCUGCUGAUGUGGCAAAGGAAAUUCAGCAAUCGAAAGAUGCUGGGUUUGUUGAAGCAAUUAGAUUUCCUUUCCCUAUCCUCUCUGUGAUUGGCGGAGGGAAAAGAGAGAUUGAUUUGUAUGCCUACGUAUUUGGUGCUGAUUUGAGCGUGUUCUUCCUUGUUGCAAUGUUCUACCAGUCUGUCAUAAAGAACAAAAGUGAAUUUCUUGACGUUUACCAGCUUGAAGAUCAGUUCCCAAAAGAGUUUGUGUUUGUCUUGAUGGUAGUAUUUUUUCUGAUUGUCCUUGACCGGAUAGUUUACCUCUGUUCAUUUGCUACUGGGAAGUUAAUCUUCUACAUUUUCAACCUUAUUCUCUUCACCUAUUCAGUUACCGAGUAUGCGUGGAACUUGGAACCUUCCCAAGAACAUGCAGCGGGCAUUGUUCUGCGUGCUGUAUUUCUGGCAAAAGCAGUUUCAUUGGCGCUUCAAGCCAUACAAAUUCGCCAUGGUCUCCCUCUUAAAAGCACUUUGUAUCAGCAGUUUUUGACUAGCAAGGUCACCCGGAUCAAUUAUUUGGGUUACAGACUUUAUCGUGCUCUGCCUUUCCUCUAUGAGUUGCGAUGUGUAUUAGACUGGUCAUGUACUACAACAUCUUUGACCAUGUACGACUGGCUAAAGUUGGAAGACAUACAUUCUAGUCUGUACCUGGUCAAGUGUGAUGCAGUGUUGAAUCGAGCUACACAUAGACAAGGGGAUAAACAAACUAAAUGGACCAAAUGCUGCAAUGGGAUAUGCCUCUUCUUCAUAUUGAUGUGUGUUAUUUGGGCCCCCAUGCUGAUUUACAGCAGUGGUAACCCUACAAACAUAGCAAACCCCAUCAAAGAUGCUCGGGUUCAGGUCGAUAUCAAGACAGUUGGUGGAAGAUUAACACUAUACCAAACCACUCUGUGUGAAAAGCUUCAAUGGGAUCAUGUCAACUCUGCUUCUAACCUGGACCCACUUGGUUAUCUGGAUGCGUACAACAAGGACGAUAUUCAGUUAGUUUGCUGCCAGCCAGAUUCCAGUAUGCUAUGGCUUGUCCCUGAUGUGGUUCAGAAGAGGUUUAUUCAGUCACUUGACUGGGAGAUGGAAAUGGAUAUAGUGUUCAUUUGGGUGCUAACUAGGGACAGGCCAAAAGGCAAGGAGGUUGUAAGAUAUGAGAGAAUCGUUGAUCCUCUCGAUCUUCCAUCAAGAUCAGAUGUUCAGAAGGUUCUCAAUGGUUCUUCAAACAGCUUUAGGAUAUAUAAUGUGUACCCAAGAUACUUCCGAGUCACUGGCUCAGGUGAUGUUCGACCUUUCGAACAAGAGGUGAAUGCAGUAAGCGCUGAUCUCAUCAUGAACCGCAAUGAAUUCAGCUGGUGGAUGUUUUAUGACAUCAAUUCUACAGGUGUAGGCGGCUGUGGAGGUUUGGCUGGGCCCACAGCUGUCAUAGUAUCCGAGGAGACACCACCACAGGGAAUUCUGGGUGACACAAUUAGCAAGUUCAGCAUAUGGGGUCUCUACAUUACCUUUGUGCUUGCUGUGGGUCGAUUCAUCAGGCUGCAGUGCUCAGACUUGAGAAUGAGAAUACCAUACGAGAAUCUACCUUCAUGUGACAGGUUGAUAGCCAUUUGUGAGGAUAUAUAUGCAGCAAGAGCAGAAGGUGAGCUUGGGGUAGAAGAGGUCCUUUAUUGGACGCUUGUAAAGAUAUACCGAUCGCCACAUAUGCUUCUAGAGUACACAAAACCAGACUAA
Molecule: messenger RNA, 7479 nt
Organism: Linum trigynum
Lineage: Eukaryota; Viridiplantae; Streptophyta; Magnoliopsida; Malpighiales; Linaceae
Source: the annotation of a GenBank genome assembly